Messenger RNA from Chenopodium quinoa (quinoa), 1933 nucleotides. RefSeq lists its product as uncharacterized. The transcript has 4 exons. The record is from RefSeq and is a predicted model, not a curated record. Bases 560 to 1330 code for a protein of 256 amino acids. NCBI's taxonomy places the organism in Eukaryota, Viridiplantae, Streptophyta, Magnoliopsida, Caryophyllales, Amaranthaceae.
AAUUGAAAAUCCGGUGGAAACCUGUCAUGUGGGCCCCACGGGAUUUAUUUUUUUUUAUUUUUUUUUCGACUUUAUUCUCUUUCUCAUUCAAUUUUCUCAACCUACCCUAUUCUUCAUUCAAUUAGCUCCUUCGAUUCUCUGCAAAAUCCCCUUUUCUUCAUAAUUUUGAACACCUCAUCAAAUUAGAACCCUAAUUUUCUUUUUAAAACUAUGAUUGUUCUGCAAAGCAUUCAUUCGAGGGUAAUUAGUUGUACUAGAGAGGUUAAAUUGAAGAAAAGUCGACAUCUUGGGGCUGUUUGUUGGGGACAAGUUACAUAUGUCAGUAAGAAGUGAAUAGCUUAGUGCAAUGACAUCAAAAGAGGACGAAGAAUGAGAGCUCAUUAUUCCUUGCCAAAUUUCUCCUGAUGUCAGCUUGUCUUCUUCAUAAUUUACAAUUCCCAGAAAAUUUAUCAAAACCAGACAAAUUAGAGGGAUUAUUAUUGGAAAAAGAAACGAACUUUCUCAAUUCCUAAAUACCCAAAUAAACUCAAUUCCUAAAUACCCAAAAAAAAAAAAAAAAAUGGGAUCAGAAACCAACUCUCCAACACCAUCUCCAAGUGGGAAGAGAAGCAGAGAUCCUGAAGAUGAAGUUUACAUCGACAAUCUUCAUUCUCAUAAGCGUUAUCUCAGUGAGAUGAUGGCAUCAAGCUUAAAUUGUUUGACUGUGGGUGACCCAAUUCCUGAAAAUCUGUUGGAUUCUCCGGCGAGGUCUGAAAGCAUGUUCUAUUCAAGAGAUGAAUUGUCCUUACAGUAUUCACCCAUGUCUGAAGACUUAGACGAUGCACGAUAUUAUGAAACUCCCAUGAGUGCCUGCUCAUCUCAAUCUGAAAGCCGUCCUACUAGUCCUGUCUCCCCGUAUAGAUAUAAACCAGUUGGUGCAUUUUGCUCUAGUCCUCCUACCACCUCACAGCCUUCAAAUGGAUGCAGUACCUUCUCAGGUUCUUCUCAACCUCGUCAGAGAGGUUCUGAUACUGAAGGAAGAUUCCCUUCUUCACCGAGUGAUAUAUGCCACUCAGGGGACUUAAGGAAAGCUGCUCUUUUACGAUCUGUGCAGAUGAGAGCCCAGCCUUCAUGCUCACCAACAUUUGAUCUAGGAUUUACUGGAGCUCAAGAGGGAAUGCAGAAUGUUGAAUCUGAAACUCGAUCUUGCUCAUUUUUGAAACCUUUGGAUGAUGAACGUGAGUACCAUGAUGAAGGAUGUCCUGUCAUAACUUCUUCUGGUCCUGAAUUCGAUGAAAGAAAGGAUUCAAUGGCAGUGACUAUGGUUGAGAGAAUCAUAUCUCUGGGCUAGCUGUCAUAUGAAAUUGGUUUAUUGAUAUCAAUGUUUGGUGUCUGACACUUGUACGGGCCCACAUAUGAAGUUUGUAUUUCUUUUUCUUUUAUCGGUGAAGACAUAUGAAGAUUGUUGGUGCAAACUGCGAAGUUAUCUGUUGUGGGAUUAAUGAUGAGAAAAGCUAUUAGUUGACCGCAUAUUUGAGACUCUUAAUGCCAGAACAAAUGGUUACCCCACUCCUAUCCAUUAUAACAACAGCCUAGUAUCAAUUUCGUUGAGGUUAGAUCUGGAGACGUCCACGUGUACGCAGCUAAAUUCCUAGAUAUGUUGUAUACUUGUAAUUAGAUAACUGAUGGAGGCCUAAUUGGAUUAAUAUUCAAAGGGAGCUGUACGCUGCUCUUUGUUCAAGAUGUCAGACUGGCAAGUUGAAAUUUUGAUGUUUGCUGCUGAUAUUAAUCAUCAAUUUGACUGUUGGAAAAAUCUGUAAGUUCAAUUUCAUUUUUUACUUUUCUCCUUCCAUGGCUACGACCCUGUUCUCAAUUCUAUUUUUCAUCUAUGUCUUGCAAAAGAUGGCUUGAAAACUUCAGUGCUUGAAUAUAUGUUGAUUUAUUUUUUCUGCCA